Molecule: messenger RNA, 1539 nt
Organism: Nicrophorus vespilloides
Lineage: Eukaryota; Metazoa; Arthropoda; Insecta; Coleoptera; Silphidae
Product: rab3 GTPase-activating protein catalytic subunit-like
Exons: 1
Coding region: 1-1428 (475 amino acids)
Biological process (GO): positive regulation of GTPase activity
Molecular function (GO): GTPase activator activity
Source: RefSeq, a predicted model, not a curated record
AUGCUAGCAUACGUUGAAUUCAAUCAAAAUUCUUGUUGGAAUACUGGAGCAAGAACCGUUAAUGAGCCACCAGUUUUACCCGUGAUAUUUUCUCGCUCUCUCUCUCUCUCUCUUUCGUAUAUCUGUUUAUUUAUUUGUUAUUUUUCUUUCUCUUUCUUCAUUUCUAGAUUGGCAACGGGUUUUCCGGAUGCGCGCACUUGCCUCCUCCACCAGAAGCUGCAGAUGCUCAACUGCUGCAUCGAGCGGAAGAACGCCCGGGAGGCGAUGAUCGCGGACAGGGAAUUCUCUUCGGCGGAAUCAUCGGAAAAUGAGUGUGAUGAUGAUGAGGAGUUUUUCGAUUGUUCCACGGAUAUGGAGAAGCCGCGUCAAUCGGUUGGGAGGCUCGGGAAGUUCGAGGAUAUGAAACUGCUGCAGACUGGGGAGCAGCUGUAUAUUCCUAUAACGCAGGAUCCGGUACCGAAGACCGAAGAUCAAUUAGAGGAGGACACUGAUAUUCUUUUGAAGUUGGGUUCGGAUGCGGCGGGUUCGGAGCUCAGGGCGCGCAUGAUGAGCGCUUCGCUGUUGAGCGACAUGGAGUCUUUCAAAGCUGCGAAUCCUGGUUCUAUCCUGGAGGAUUUCAUCAGGUGGUAUUCGCCUAGGGAUUGGAUCGAGGAGGAGGGUGUGGAUGAGUGGGGUCAGAAGAAAGGUAAAUUGAGUUCGAGGAUGCUGAUCUCCGAUAACACCUGGGUGGAGAUGUGGACGACGGCGAAGGCGGUUCCGGCUAAUCGUCAGAAACGUCUGUUCGAUGAUACGCGCGAAGCCGAAAAAGUUCUUCAUUUCUUGGACUCUAGAAGUAUCGGGCAGAUUGGGGAGCUUCUGGUUCCUGUUCUGGCGCAGGUCGCCAUCUGCAGGGUGAUGGAUGAGUGCGAUGUAGUUGAUGUAGCGAUGAACGAUUCCCAAGAAGCUUUGCAGAAGAUCACGAAGAUCUGCGAGCGCUUGACGCGCGAAUCCAAAGUGAAUAUGCACAAGUAUGAAGCGAUGUUCUUGGAGCUCGUGGAUUUGGAGCUGACUCUCUCUCAGGCUAAUUCGUUGCUCUACAAGUUCAAUCCGUCAGGCUCAAAAGAUAAUGAUUUGAAUGUAAUGGUUGGUGAUUUGAUACGAGGCGUUGAGGUGGAGAUCGAAGAAAGGGCGGAUUCGCUUGUAGGCGAACGUUUGGUCACUAUGUUUUCCGAUGCCCAGAAGGCUCUCAAUAUGAUUGUCCACGAUCAGGCGCAGGUUCCGAAGAGCACCACUUUCCCUUUGGCUGCGAAGAGGGAAUUCGUUUUACGUGUUUCCUCCCAUCGUCCAGCGGCAUACUCUGCUCGUUGCCCGCAGCUGAUGAGGGCCGUUCUCUCUAGAAGUGAAUUCCGGCUCUGCGGCGCCUUCACCGAGGAUAUCGUCUUCUUCUAAUUCCACUGAAUACAUUACAUAAUCAAAUUUUCUUAUCAAUCUCAAUAGGUGCUGGAUUAUCUAUAUAUCUACUAUUAACUCUCUAUAAUUUAUCAAUAAACUAUAAUUACU